Trichosurus vulpecula (common brushtail) is the source of this 3450-nucleotide messenger RNA. It is a transcript of the gene ACMSD, whose product is annotated as aminocarboxymuconate semialdehyde decarboxylase. Gene Ontology annotation, cellular component: cytosol; cytoplasm. Lineage: Eukaryota; Metazoa; Chordata; Mammalia; Diprotodontia; Phalangeridae. The record is from RefSeq and is a predicted model, not a curated record. The transcript is spliced from 10 exons. Gene Ontology annotation, molecular function: carboxy-lyase activity; hydrolase activity. Gene Ontology annotation, biological process: secondary metabolic process. The coding region runs from base 151 to 1161 and encodes 336 amino acids.
UUCCAGCUCAAGAAACACAAGCUAUUGGUUGGCUAGGGAGGAUAAAUCUUUGUAGAAAUUCAAGUAACUUGAUUAACUCAAUGGCCUGCACAGGUAUCACUGGACGAAACAACAUCUUUUUAACGUUUGUCUUCAGUGGAAACUUUGGAGAUGAAAAUUGAUAUCCACAGUCAUAUUUUGCCUAAAGAAUUGCCUGACCUGAAAAAGAGAUAUGGCUACGAAGGAUGGGUGCAGCUCCAUCACAACAGCAAGGGAGAAGCCAAAAUGAUGAAAGAUGGAAAGGUCUUCCGAAUUAUCCAAGAAAACUGCUGGGAUCCAUUAGUUCGUAUUAGAGAAAUGGAUCAAACGGGAGUAACUGUCCAAGCCCUUUCUACAGUCCCUGUUAUGUUUAGCUACUGGGCCAAACCUCAUGAUACCUUAGACCUGUGCCAGAUUUUAAAUAAUGACUUAGCUGCAACUGUUGCAAAUUACCCAAAGAGGUUUGUUGGCUUAGGAACAUUGCCAAUGCAGGCUCCAGACCUGGCAGUGAAAGAGAUGCAUCGAUGUGUGAAGGAGCUGGGUUUUCCUGGGAUACAGAUUGGAUCCCACAUCAAUGAGUGGGACCUGAACUCUAAGGAGCUCUUCCCUGUCUAUGCGGCUGCAGAACAGCUGAACUGCUCCUUGUUUGUACACCCGUGGGACAUGCAGAUGGAUGGACGGAUGGCCAAGUACUGGCUUCCCUGGCUAGUUGGCAUGCCAGCAGAAACCACCACAGCCAUUUGCUCCAUGAUUAUGGGAGGAGUCUUUAAGAAGUUUCCUAAACUUAAAGUGUGCUUCGCCCAUGGAGGUGGUUCAUUUCCAUUCACAGUGGGGAGAAUAUCUCAUGGAUUCAAUGUGCGCCCUGAUCUGUGUGCCCAAGACAACCCAACUGACCCAAGGAAAUACCUUGGUUCUUUUUAUACAGACUCCCUGGUUCACGAUCCUCUGGCCCUGAAGCUGCUGACAGAUGUUGUAGGAAAGGAUAAAGUCCUUUUGGGGACUGAUUAUCCUUUUCCCCUGGGCGAUCUAGAAGCUGGAAAACUGAUAGAAUCUAUAGAAGAAUUUGAUGAUGAAACUAAGGAUAAACUCAAAGCUGGCAAUGCUUUGGCAUUUUUAGGUCUCGAGAAAAGACAAUUCGAAUGAUUGAAUUUACUACUGAAGCAAAACUUCAAGAGGACAUCCUAUUUUUCCCUGCUUCUAUAUGUGUCAGGUCUAUCUUGCUAUAAAUUCUAUCAUGGACUCUAUUUCCAGAAAUAGGACAUUCUAAAACAUCAAAUUAUUCAUGACUAAAAUUAUUCACCACUUUCUUCAUUUUUCUAUGAAGCAUUUCAUACAAGAAAUGAAAUUAGUCUGAGAAAUUAGAACAAUGUACCUGUUCUUCUCAAGCCAUUUUAAUCCUAUGUGGCAGAAUAGUUAAAUGUCUGAGGAAAGAUUCAAAACAAUAUGUAGCCUGCCAGGUGACCCUCUUUUCAGUUAUAUCUAUGUUUAUAAUAUUAUUGGGUAUUGGUAUAUUCAAACCGAGAUAUCACAAGCUUCUAUCAAUGUGUUUUUACCAAGUUUGAUGACUGAAUUGAAAGCAAAGUCAUUUGACAAAACAGAAUAAUGAGAAAAUAACAGGGAACCAAGUUAGGGAUAAAAUGUUCUUGGCACCCAUUCCCAAAUAGCUGCUGUUUCCCUGCAUCUCACACUCAUCUCAGCUCCUAAUUUACUACUCUUAUCUCCCCAACAGAGCAGUAGGAGGAACACAUCAAUCACUCACAGACAGUGUUAAGGGAAUUCAAUGAGGGAGAAGAGGGGAUGAAAGAUAUCAGAACACAGAUAUCAUUUUCUUCUUUUCUCUUUUGGUUAACCUCCAUAAUCAUCCAACCCUGUAUCUCUCUUUGCAACACUUCCCCACAUGUUUCUCAAAACCUACCACUCUGUGACCUUAUAUAUAUUCUUGGGGACCUAGCUCCAGGAAAAACAUGGAAUUCAUAUUUGGGCAUGCCCCUGUAUACAUAUUCCUGUUUUAAAAGAUUAUGAUUAGUCUCGAUUUUGAAGAACAAAAUGUUAAAAAGGCCCCAAAUUUUCUGUCCCCAAUCUAUGUAUAUUUACUGAACAGUGUUUAGUAUUGCCAGGGAUUUUUUUUAAUACUUUUGCCAUCAAGAAUAUUACAAUCUAGUUGGGGAAAUAGGACUAGCACUUAUGAAACUGUAAGGGAAACAGUUCCAUCAUACCACACACACACACACACACAACACACACACACAUACACACUCACUUCAAUUAACAAAAUGCUCUAUACUCUUAUCAGUCUGACUGAGUUAUAGAAUUAAUCAGUAAAUCAGGGGAUAUGGUGUGUAAACAAGAUUGUUGACAAUCGUUCAUAUCUCAGAGUGUACCCUGACAGAGAGUUACCUGUGGAAGGAAGCAGCUUCAAGGAGCACCACUCUUUGCAGCAGAGAAGAAUGCCAGCUUCUAGUGCACUGGAUAGAAUGCUGAACAUUUAGUCAGGAAUACCCAAGUUCAAAUCCAACUUCAAACACUUAUUAGCUGUGUGACUAUGGACAAGUUCCUUUAACCUCUAACAGCCUGUUUUCUCAUCUGUAAAAUGGAAAUAGUAAGGGCAUACACCUCUUGGGGUUGUUAUGAAAGUAAAAUGAUAUGUUAUUUGCGUUUUGCAAAUUUGCAAACCUUAAAGAACUAUAUAAAUGCUAACUAUUAUUAUCAUUAUCAUUAGCUACAGCCUAAACUACAGUACUUCCUAAACUGUGGGUGGAGACCCCAUAUGGGGUCACAAAAAAUUUGGCAACAGUAAAAGGUUUCUAGGUGUUUCUGGCAGCACGCUUGCCCAUGUUGCAUCAAAACUGCACUGCAGCCUUGGUUGGGGGAACCAAGCAUGGGCAAUUUUCACUGCAUAUGCCCUCAGGCCAUGCAACACCAACAAACACUGCCAAAAUGAAAAGGGGUCUCGAAUGGAAAAAAGUUUUCCAUUUCCAAGUUGCUCCUUUCCUAGACAUAUAUCCUAUUUAUAUGUCACACUAUCACUGUACUCUAAAUUUAAACCCACUCUCCCUCUGACCUUAUAUGCAUAGGAGGAGAAUAAGUAAUCAGCCACCCUCUGAGGACCUGGCUCACCCAUGUAAGCAAGAGCUGAAGGAAGUAGGCCUUGAAGGGAUGUUACACUGUAAGGUGUCUGGGAUAAUUUAGGAGGCCUUUGCAUUUUCACGGAUCUACUGAAGAGGCUCUCCAUCCAGUACUCUUGUGAUAGGAUAUCCUAGUUUUGCAGGGAUCUACUAAAGAAAAAUUCGAAUUUUUCUUUCAUUUGUUUUAGGUUAUAACUGGACAAUAUGCUUCCUUUAGAAGUCAAUCCAGUCUCUUCAAGGUAGUUUUUCUGUAUUUAAAUGCUUGAAUACUAACAUCUGCUAUAAUACAGAGUCCUUAUUCAAAUGA